This is a messenger RNA of Tauraco erythrolophus (red-crested turaco), 2061 nucleotides long. NCBI's taxonomy places the organism in Eukaryota, Metazoa, Chordata, Aves, Musophagiformes, Musophagidae. The record is from RefSeq and is a predicted model, not a curated record.
AUGAAGAGAAAGUUGGACCAUGGCUCCGAGGUCCGUUCUUUCUCUCUGGGAAAGAAACCCUGCAAAGUCUCAGAAUACACAAGUACUACGGGGCUGGUGCCAUGCUCUGCCACACCUACUACUUUUGGGGACCUGAGGGCAGCCAAUGGCCAGGGACAGCAACGUCGCCGCAUUACAUCUGUGCAGCCACCAACGGGCCUUCAGGAAUGGCUGAAAAUGUUUCAGAGCUGGAGUGGACCAGAGAAAUUACUUGCUUUAGAUGAACUGAUAGAUAGUUGUGAACCAACACAAGUAAAACACAUGAUGCAAGUGAUAGAGCCCCAGUUUCAAAGAGACUUCAUUUCCUUGCUCCCAAAAGAGCUGGCACUGUAUGUGCUGUCAUUCCUGGAACCCAGGGACCUUCUGCAGGCAGCCCAGACAUGUCGUUACUGGAGAAUUCUGGCUGAAGAUAAUCUUCUCUGGAGAGAGAAAUGCAAAGAGGAGGGGAUUGAUGAACCGUUACAUAUCAAGAGGAGGAAAGUAAUAAAACCAGGCUUUAUACACAGUCCGUGGAAAAGCGCCUACAUUAGACAACACAGGAUUGAUACCAACUGGCGGCGAGGAGAACUGAAAUCGCCUAAGGUGCUCAAAGGCCACGACGACCACGUGAUCACUUGCCUUCAGUUCUGCGGGAACCGAAUAGUGAGUGGCUCUGAUGACAACACACUGAAAGUGUGGUCAGCGGUUACGGGCAAGUGUUUGAGAACACUGGUUGGGCACACAGGCGGAGUCUGGUCAUCACAGAUGAGGGACAAUAUCAUCAUCAGUGGAUCUACAGACCGAACGUUGAAAGUCUGGAACGCUGAGACUGGAGAAUGCAUACACACCUUGUAUGGACACACCUCCACCGUGCGCUGCAUGCACCUCCAUGAGAAACGAGUGGUCAGUGGGUCUCGAGAUGCGACACUGAGAGUCUGGGACAUAGAGACGGGCCAGUGUUUACACGUUCUGAUGGGCCACGUAGCUGCAGUUCGGUGCGUUCAAUAUGAUGGCAGAAGGGUUGUAAGUGGUGCAUAUGAUUUUAUGGUCAAAGUGUGGGAUCCAGAGACAGAGACCUGUCUGCACACACUGCAAGGGCAUACUAACAGAGUCUACUCAUUACAGUUUGAUGGUAUCCAUGUGGUGAGUGGAUCUCUUGACACUUCCAUCCGAGUUUGGGAUGUGGAGACGGGCAACUGCAUUCACACGCUAACAGGCCACCAGUCUCUCACAAGUGGAAUGGAGCUCAAGGACAAUAUACUCGUGUUCGAUUCUACAGUCAAAAUCUGGGACAUUAAAACAGGACAAUGUUUACAGACAUUGCAAGGUCCCAACAAGCAUCAGAGUGCUGUGACCUGUUUACAGUUCAACAAGAACUUUGUAAUUACCAGCUCAGAUGAUGGGACUGUAAAACUUUGGGACUUGAAAACGGGUGAAUUUAUCCGAAAUCUAGUCACAUUGGAGAGCGGGGGAAGUGGAGGCGUCGUGUGGCGGAUCAGAGCUUCUAACACAAAGCUAGUGUGCGCAGUUGGGAGCCGCAAUGGGACUGAGGAAACAAAGCUGCUGGUGUUGGACUUUGACGUGGAUAUGAAGUGAAGGGCAGAAAGAUGAAAUUGUCCAAACAUGUAGACGAUGGUCUCCUUUCCCUCCCCCUGAAAAAAAAAAGAAAAAAAGGAAAAAAAGAAAAAGGAAAAAAAAUCCCUUGUCCUUGGUGGUGCAGGAUGUUGGCUUGGGGCAACAGAUCCUAAAGACCUACAGACUACGAAGGAGAAGACAAAGAUGACAAACUAUAACUGACAAGAGAGGCAUCUGCUGUCUCAUCACAUAAAAAGGCUACUCUUUUGACCGGGGCAGCUUUGCAAAAAUACGACUUCCGAAAUGAAACCAGGUGCAAUUAUUCCUUUACUUUCCUCCAACUGCUCCUUGAGCAAUUUGGAAGUGAAAAAAAAAAUUGUUACAGUUCUUGUUAACAGGUUGUUUUACCACAAAGAUCUUGCAAGAAGCUGCACAGGUGCGCCUGCUCGUGCACCCCUGGGUCCCGGC